CGACCCGAGACGCCGGCUGUGUCACCGGCGGUCCGUCUCCUCAGAGACGUGUCCCGGUUGGGGGUUGCGCUGCUACUCGUUGGUCUGUGAGAGCACUGGACAUUUUUAUAGGGGAAGUGUUGUAGUACUGUACACGGCAGUCGGAUCGCCGGGGGCAGCAGGUCGGUGUCCACCUGAGUGAGGUAUCUCUCGGGCGGGUGUGACACCGCCGUGUCCGUGCGGUAGAGCCUGAUCGGCCGGACGUUUGCCCCGCUGCUGGGCAAUACCUGGUCCCCGCUGCGCUCGCUGGUCCCCGGCCACGUCAGUAGACCUGCGCACUGCAGGUUGCUGGACCUCAGUCACAAGGAGCCCAUUCAUUCUCCCUCUCUUGUGCAACACGCAUCCGCAUCUGUGGAAGCUCUCUUGUGCCUCCGUCGCUGAGCACUCCGCUGGCGGUGUCUCUGGAUUACAGUGGCGUGAUCCGCUUGGGAAAUCCGUGCUCAAAGAAACCCUUCACAGUUCAUCAUCAGGAAGUGGCAGCAAGAAUCUAGACUUUCUGCUGCGUUCCGCCGGAGCCAGGGUGGCACGUAUUGAACGCCUUUCGCUGUUCCCAUCCGCAAAAUGACGUCGGAGAUGAUCCUGGUGACAGGGGGAGCUGGUUAUAUUGGUAGCCACUGUGUGAUUGAGCUGGUUAAAGCUGGUUACGUUCCGGUCGUGAUAGACAACUUUCACAAUGCCAUCCGAGGGAAAGAUGGAGUUCCCGAAAGCAUUCGUCGUGUGAGAGAGAUUACAAGAAAAGAGAUUAUCUUCCGAGAAAUUGACCUGCUUGAUGAAUCUGCUCUACGUAAUCUCUUCAGAGAGUUCAGUUUCUCAGCUGUGAUUCAUUUUGCGGGUUUGAAAGCUGUAGGUGAAUCUGUCCAGAAGCCUCUUCUUUAUUACAAGGUCAAUCUUACAGGAACGAUUAAACUACUGGAGGCCAUGAAAGAACAUGAUGUCAAAGACUUUGUAUUCAGCAGUUCAGCGACAGUAUAUGGAUCUCCUGAUUACCUACCUAUAGAUGAGAGCCAUCUUGUUGGCAGUUGCACUAAUGCUUAUGGAAAGACAAAGUACUUUAUAGAAGAGAUGAUCCGCGAUCUCUGCAAUGUAGAAAAGGACUGGAAUGCAGUGCUGCUUCGAUACUUCAACCCUAUUGGUGCACAUGAAUCGGGAAUGAUCGGUGAGGAUCCUCAGGGUAUUCCCAAUAAUCUGAUGCCAUACAUUGCACAGGUUGCGGUUGGACGCCGGCAGUGCCUGAAUGUUUUUGGGAAUGAUUAUGACACAGUUGAUGGCACAGGUGUCAGGGAUUACAUUCAUGUUGUGGAUCUUGCAAAGGGACACAUUGCUGCACUGAAGAAACUUAAAGAGAAAUGCAGUUGCAAGGUGUACAAUCUUGGUACUGGAACAGGCUAUUCAGUCCUGCAGAUGGUGAAAGCAAUGGAGAAAGCUUCUGGCAGAGAGAUUAAGUAUCAGGUUGUUCCACGGAGAGAAGGAGAUGUUGCUUCCUGUUAUGCCAAUCCAGCUCUUGCAGAAAAGGAACUUGGAUGGAAAGCAGAAUUUGGAAUUGAUAAGAUGUGCCAAGAUUUGUGGAAUUGGCAAUCCCAGAAUCCUUAUGGUUUCAGCAAGAAUUAAGGAUCGAAUGCAAAAAUCCAACAGUUGUCUUUUAAAGGAAAGAAUUUUAAACUUUUUAAUGAAAACCCUUUUAUUUUGGAAUAGUCUGUUAAACAAAUCACGCAUAAUGAAAAGCAGAUUCAAAACUCUGAUAUUCCUGUCUGUAAAGUGGGUGGAGUAGUGUAGAAAGGCAAAGUAGUUUUAUAGAAGCUGUAACACACACAAAACACCGGAGGAGCUCAGCAGGUCAGGCAGCAUCUAUGGAAAAGACACUGUGGGCCAAGAGCUUUCGUCAGCCCAACACAUCAACUGUUUAUUCGUCUACAUCAAUGCUGCUUGAUCUGCUGAGAUCCUCCAGUAUUUCACGUGUGUUGCCUAGAUUUCUAGCCUCUAAAUAAUUCCUUGUAUUUAUGUGUAGAAUGCUGUAGUCUUUUCCUAUGAAGGAACACAAGAUUUAGAGAAUUUCAAAUUUACCAUAAUACCUCAUGUUUAAUAUUAAUUAUAUCUAUGCAGGCAGUUGAAGUGCACUGUUUUGUUGAGAGUAGUUUCUUGCAUUUUUAUUGUUGAAAAAUCCAUGGGCAAUUCAUUGGUCUUCAAACUAAAAUUACAUUGAACAAUAUAGAAACUAUUAUAGAGAGUUAUAUGCAGCACACAGGGUUGGUGUAGCUGCCUGUGAUUUUAAACUUUUCUACUUUUGAACUCCUUUGCAAUCAUUUCAUUUACAAUAAACUAAAUUUUGGAAUGCGUUUUGUGUAAAUAUGCU
Mobula hypostoma (lesser devil ray) is the source of this 2389-nucleotide messenger RNA. RefSeq names its product UDP-galactose-4-epimerase (gene gale). Gene Ontology annotation, cellular component: cytosol. Bases 601 to 1647 code for a protein of 348 amino acids. Gene Ontology annotation, molecular function: UDP-glucose 4-epimerase activity. Gene Ontology annotation, biological process: beta-D-galactose catabolic process via UDP-galactose, Leloir pathway. NCBI's taxonomy places the organism in Eukaryota, Metazoa, Chordata, Chondrichthyes, Myliobatiformes, Myliobatidae. The transcript is spliced from 11 exons. The record is from RefSeq and is a predicted model, not a curated record.